This is a messenger RNA of Cavenderia fasciculata, 1212 nucleotides long. RefSeq lists its product as uncharacterized. The transcript has 2 exons. The record is from RefSeq and is a predicted model, not a curated record. Bases 1 to 1212 code for a protein of 403 amino acids. NCBI's taxonomy places the organism in Eukaryota, Evosea, Eumycetozoa, Acytosteliales, Cavenderiaceae.
AUGGAAACACCAAAAUUACCAUUUACAAUUCCACAAGGAGUAAAAGAUUUAUUUGAUUUAUUUAAUCAAAGUUUAACAAUAGCAAAACAGUUUGCAGAAGAUGGAAUAUCGGUCAAUGUAUUUCAGAAACCACACUUUAUCAAGAUCGAUGAUAGAAAAGUAAAGUUUUGUUUAAAGUUUAGAUUUGUAUUGAUGAGAAAGUUCCUCAUCUUUGCAAGUCAGUUUGGUACAUUUGAUGUGAUAGUCUCUAAAACCUUUACACUCAAAGAUCCCAUUCUGUCAGUAGACUCUUACCAAAAUGCCAUUAUCGCUGCACUGGCCGACCCCACUCAGAUACAAAUACCACCAGUCCAAGUUGUCUCCAAGACAACAACCAUCAACAAUGCAACUCCUACUCCAGCUGCCACUGCCAAUAGUCCCGACGAUGAUCUCAAACAAUUCACAACCUCUGGAACUGGUCCAGCUGCAGGAUGGCUAGACAUCAACCUCGAGGUUGGCGAGAUUGAAAAGGUUCUUGGUAAAACACAAGCCAAGUAUUUCAGUCAAUUGGAAGAUGCCAACUUUGACGAGUUUGAAAGAGUAUUGAGCUUUGUCACCCAGAUUCUCAUGGAUACGAUGAAGCGAGGUAGAUGGAUGUCAACUAUCAUUAGAAGUAUCUACAAACGUAUUGACAAGGCUGGAUACACGUCAGAGGUGUAUAGAGGCAGUUACGAUGCUGUAGAGGACUGUAUCGACGAGAUGAAGGUUGACACUUCCAAAUCACAGUCUGAAAAAGACAAGGCCAAAAAAAAGCCUGUCAAACAGUCCUUCUUUGGUACAUCACGUGUGACUGCUUACUUUGACCUUGACCAUAACAAAAAAGAAGACGAAGACAAGCCAGAUGACGAAGAGGUUGCAAAGCUCCAACAACAAAUUAGACAAGAACAGAAAUUGUUGGAACAAGAACAAUUGAAAUUACAAUUAAAGAGACUUCAAGAACUUAAAAUCCAAGUAACCAAUCGUAUUCACAAGGAAUGUGUUAAAAAAUUAGGAGACAAAGAUGAUGAAGAAGAUGGAGUGGAUGGUGCCAACAAGAUGCAUGUUUCAGGUACCAAAGAAUUACCAUUAAAAGGAGGACACCAACAACAACUUCACCAAAGUGGUGUAUUAUUCACAGAGUACAUUGUAUUAUUAGCAAACAGUCAGUCGUCAGUCGUAGUUAACUCUCUAUAA